Theobroma cacao (cacao) is the source of this 1093-nucleotide messenger RNA. NCBI's taxonomy places the organism in Eukaryota, Viridiplantae, Streptophyta, Magnoliopsida, Malvales, Malvaceae. The record is from RefSeq and is a predicted model, not a curated record.
GUUUCUUUUUCAGGUGAUCAUCCAAUCCCAGCUAUACAAACAGAUUGCAAAAUAUCUAGGGAAAUAAAAUGAAUGUAGGACACAUCGCAAGCUUAUUUAUCCUCCCCUUGUCUGUCAGAACCCCCUCAAUCACAAACCAAUCACGUUUCUUCAGAAAUCAAGCAAGCACAACUUCGCCAAUAAUAACUUGACCGUCAUUCAUUCCCAUCACAGCCGAAGUACAGACACACAAACCGCCAUUUCCGACUGGUAGCUAUAUCACCGCUCCGGUUUCUCUCUCUUACCACAAGAUAUAUAUUAAAACUCUCCGAUUUUAUUUUCCUGCUGAAAAACCCUAGAGACCGCAAAAGAAAACUCUGAAAAACAACUAAAAAAUUAUUAAACAAAAACGACGGUUUGAAACACUUCAUUUCUGGUGGAGGCUAGCAUGGCCGACACCACCAGGAGCAACAACAAGCGUUUCAACCGCGGAGCCGAGAAGGCGAACGGAGUGGAUGACGGAGAUGGAGAUGAUACGGACGGUGAGGAGUGUGACGUGGAAGUCUGGAAUAAUCUGAGCAAGAGCUUUAAGCAGGCACAAGCCGUACUGGAUCAGAAUCGGGAACUCAUCAAGAAAGUUAACGAGAAUCACCAGUCGAAGAUUCCCGAUAAUCUCGUUUCGAACGUCGGAUUGAUACAGGAGAUCAACGGGCAUAUCUCCAAGGUUGUAGAGAUUUACUCCGAUUUGUCGUUCAAGUUCUCGGAUGUUGUUCGUCAACGGAGCAGGACCAGGAACGGGAAGGUGGACAGCAGGCGCUCUUGAACUGAAUAGAAUGAUUUUCGAUUAAUUUUCGAAAAACCUGCAGCUUCGUCUUUUGAUUACGGUUUGGUCUUUUAUCGUGGUGGUGUCAAUUGGGAUCAAUAAAAAGUUUUGCCGUUUUGUUUGUGUCAUUAUGUCGUUUGUUUUGUUCAAUAACAAGUCAGUUUCAGGUGUGGUUCAGGUUUUACGAGUCAAGGGAUGUGUGUUUAGUUUAAGUCAUCUCUUAAGUCUGAACUGAACUGUGAUUGGACCGUAUUUUGAAAGUUAAUCUUAAGCUGAUGGUGGUUGUGCUUA